Messenger RNA from Kockovaella imperatae, 1428 nucleotides. RefSeq lists its product as hypothetical. The record is from RefSeq and is a predicted model, not a curated record. The transcript is spliced from 7 exons. NCBI's taxonomy places the organism in Eukaryota, Fungi, Basidiomycota, Tremellomycetes, Tremellales, Cuniculitremaceae. Gene Ontology annotation, biological process: transmembrane transport. The coding region runs from base 1 to 1428 and encodes 475 amino acids. Gene Ontology annotation, molecular function: transmembrane transporter activity.
AUGGUAUUUGGAGCGCCAUCUCAUCGGGUCGAAUCUCAACUUAAUGCCACGGCAAAUGUCUUGGAGGUUGACGCCCAGUUUAUUCACCUGCCAUCGAUCGUCAUUGCUUCUUUUGGUGAUCCUGAUACGCGUACAUCCGACACGCAAUUCAUCAAAGCAUCUGGCGGUCUAGACCUGGGAAAGCUUCAUCGCGUUCACCGGAUCUACAGAAAAGUCGUCCAUGAUGAGCUCGAUGCUGCCGACGGUACCAAACAGAUUCAAGAACUACUUCGAGCACCCUCCAUUUACAACGUGUGGCAUCGAAUAUGCCUGGCCUUCUUUUCUGCUGGAAUCGCUGCCCCACUCGCUUUCGGCGGGAGCUUUGUAGAUGGGCUUGCAGCGGGAUGCUGUGGGAUCCUCCUGAGUUUCUGGCAGCUGCAUGUCGCGAGUAACAGCUCGAUGUAUUCCAACAUUUUCGAAAUCUCAAUUGCCACAUUCGUUUCCUUCGCUGCUCGAGGUCUGGGUACGACGGGCAUCUUUUGUUAUCAAGCCGUGGCAUCGGCAGGCGUGACUUUGAUCCUGCCUGGAUAUGUCAUCUUAUGUGGAUCUCUCGAGUUGGCAUCCAAGAACAUUGUUUCUGGAUCAGUGCGAAUGGUCUACGCUAUCAUCUACUCGCUCUUCCUCGGCUUCGGCAUCACGAUUGGUUCCGACAUCUUCUUUGUCCUUGAUCGCAAAGCGCGAGCGGCUCAAAACGCAGCCAUAGCAGCUCAAUCAAACUUUGUCACCCUCACGGGGUCUUUCAUCCCCAUGGCAGUCAACAGCUCAUUCGCACCGAUGAUCAACGCCAGCAGUCCCUUGAUACCUUUCAACGGGACAUUCACAUUCUCCAAUCAGUCAUACUCUGACGUCGACAGCUCACUGCGGUCGGGUCACAUCAUCUGUGACCGACCAGAUGGUCUCCCCUGGUACCGUCAGAACAUGCCUCGGAUCUACGCCAUCGGUCUGGUUCCCAUUUUCAGUACCCUCAUCGCAUUAUGGAAUAUGCAACCGAUCAAGAGUCGCCAAUUACCCGUCAUGGUCGUCAUCAGCUGUAUCGGUUACCUUACCAAUACCCUGGCGAAUCACUACAUCUUUGACCGAAGCGAUGUGGUCUCGGCCAUCGGAGCGUUUGUCAUCGGGAUCCUCGGCAAUAUCUAUUCGCGUGUAUUUGGCGGAACGGCAUUCACCUCCAUGGUUCCCGGAGUCUUGUUCCUUGUCCCGUCUGGCAUAUCUGCAGCAGGAGGUCUGGCCAUGACGAACACUGCUGGAAGCGACUCGUACUCUCAGGGUCUGACGAUCGGUUUCAGAAUGGUUCAAGUAGCCAUUGGCAUCACAGUCGGACUCUUCGGAUCCGGGUUACUGAUCUACUCGUUUGGAAGAAAGAAGGGUUCCGCGCUCUUCGCCUUCUAG